AUGAAAUUCAUUUUGAUAUUUAUUAUUGAUUUUUACAUCAGUGGAAUAAAUACAUUUGUUCCUCCUCCAAAAGCAGAAGUAACUGCCAAUCUUGUUAAUAAUAAAAUAUACUUUAAUGGUGGAUGGAAUGGCAGUUCAUCAUCAGACUUUUUUUUCCUUGAUGUCUCAGUACCUUUUACGACGAACAAUAUAGCAUCAAUGCCUUGGACAGAUCUUUCAUCAAUUCCUGGUCUAAUAAUCAGAAGUGGUCAUGCAGCAUGUAUGAAUGGAACGAAUAGCAAUUUGAUUGUUUAUAUUGGCGGAAUUUUCGUGAAAGAAACUGAUUGGAAUUUUACCUCUGUAUUUGAUAUUACGGCACAAAAAUGGAGUAUACCAGUAACAUCUGCAUCUGGGAAUCUUACUUAUAGAGAACUACUCUUUAUUCAUUGUAUUUCUUCAGGAAAUAGAAUAUAUGUUUAUGGAGGAGGUAAUAACGUAUUUAGUAUGCUUAAAUUAGAUGUAACUAAUUUAGUUUGGUCAAUAUUACCUGGGCUAUUUGCGCCUCUUGCGUCUGAAGGUUAUAGUGCUACGCUCUUAAACGAUACAUUUAUAUUAUAUAUCGGAGGUGGUCAAGGUUUAAGAGAUGCAAAUCCGGACAUUUUAUAUUCUUCAUUGGAUAAG
Racocetra persica is the source of this 660-nucleotide messenger RNA. Lineage: Eukaryota; Fungi; Glomeromycota; Glomeromycetes; Diversisporales; Gigasporaceae. The record is from the annotation of a GenBank genome assembly.